Naegleria lovaniensis is the source of this 870-nucleotide messenger RNA. RefSeq lists its product as uncharacterized. NCBI's taxonomy places the organism in Eukaryota, Heterolobosea, Eutetramitea, Acrasida, Naegleriidae. The record is from RefSeq and is a predicted model, not a curated record. The coding region runs from base 1 to 870 and encodes 289 amino acids. The transcript has a single exon.
AUGCCUCUCAUAAUGAUGGUUGGUAUUCCAUGCAGUGGAAAGAGCAUGCGAGCAAAAGAAAUUGCAGAACAUUUUAAAAAGUCUUCCGAUUUGAAAGGGAGCGUGAUUGUGAUUGCUGAUGAAGAGCUUGUGGAAGAUAUUCACUUGGCGUACAAAGAUUCAUUCAACGAAAAACAAACAAGAGGAAAGGUGAAGGCUGCUGUUGAAAGAGCUCUCACAAAAGAUGAUGUUGUGAUUGUGGAUUCAUUGAAUUAUAUUAAGGGCUUUAGAUAUGAAUUAUAUUGCAUUGCGAGAUCUUUGAGAACUCCACAUUGUGUGGUGUAUUGUGAUGUUCUCAAUACAUUGCAAAAUCAUACAUUUUUGUGGAAUAAGGAAAGCUUGUCAAACAAAUAUUCUGAGACGUUUUUGACAGAAAUGGCCCAACGAAUGGAAGUGCCAAGCGAAAAAUCAAGAUGGGAUUGCCCACUCUUCAGUUUAACUCCCGACCAAGCAACACCAGUUGAGCAAAUUGAGGAAGAAAUGUUGCGACCAAAGAAAACAAUCAAACCAAAUACUGCAACAUUACCCAUUCACCUGAGCGAAAACACGUUAAUGUAUGAAUUGGAUAAGAUUACAAACGAGAUUGUGACACUUAUUAUGGACUCAAAGUCUCUUCACAUGCCAGGUGAUGAAAUUCCAAUUCCUGCAAGCUAUGGCCUCACAAAAGAUCAACACAACAACCAUCGUUUGAAAAUGCCUGGACUCUCAGUCUCCAUGCAACAAUUGAGAAAGCUUCGAACCCAAUACAUUAAAAUGUCUCAAAUGCACCCACCAGACACCAAGCAAAAGAUAGUGACUGGAUUUGUGGACUACCUCAAUGAGCAUGCAUAA